Closterium sp. NIES-65 is the source of this 351-nucleotide messenger RNA. The record is from the annotation of a GenBank genome assembly. NCBI's taxonomy places the organism in Eukaryota, Viridiplantae, Streptophyta, Zygnematophyceae, Desmidiales, Closteriaceae.
AUGUUUGGUGAUGAGGAUGAUGAGGGCAGGGGUGAUGCAGGGGCCGAUGGUAAAAGGGGCGAUGGUAAAGGGGAAGGGGGGGAGAAGGAAGGUGAGAGGAACGAGGCCAAGGGAGGGGCAAAAGGGAAAGAAGGGGAGAUGGGUGGAGGGGAGGGGAAGGAGGGAGGGGAGGAGAGGGCAGGGGGUGGGGGGAGUGGAGCGUUGCGCAACAGCGGCUAUGAGUUUGACCACGCCAGUGCUCAACCCGCCCUACCCCCUCCUUUCCCACCACCACACUCGUUCCUUCGCGACCCCCCCUCCCCCCUCUUCCCUCCCCAUGUCCCUCGCUUCUACUGUUUGCAACUGCGAUAG